CUUGCGGCUUGCGGCGCAAGGAAUCAUCUGCAGCGAGGAUGACGAUGAGGAGCUGGUGCUGUGUGGACAGACUGCACCAAUUGACGUAGUCGCCGAUCCGCAUCCAAGACCCGGCUCUCUCAUCGCGGACGGAGCCGCGCACACCGAGACUGUAGUUUACUACUCCGCAGUAGCAGCAGCAGCAGACCAGUCACGCCGCUCCAAAGCGGGGAAAGAUUCGGCCGACGAUCUGGGGGACCGAGAUCAUCCCCGCCCCACGACGUCUGGUCCGCAGCGGAUGCGUGCAGAGCCUGGAAGCUGCUGGAAAAUUAUGGCGAUGAGCUCCAAUCAGGAACUUCGUGGCCAGGGUUUUGUUGAAUCCUGAGAGAGAGAGAGAGAGAGAGAGAGAGCAGGUGCCUGCUUUGAAAGUCGAUGAUUCUGUCUCUACGCCGAGGCCUCCUGCUUCACCACCGGUAGUCGUUGUACUAGGUGGCUAGGCCGGGGGUGUGUCGGGAGAUCUAUCAAGCGUAGCGUAAGCAGCAAGGUUUGUGGGUAACCUCACAUGUCGGGCACACGGAAAAGAAGAAAGACUUUUUUUCGAGGAAAAGCCGAUGUGCAUUGUGGCGGUUUUCUCAGUGCAGGGUGGGAGAGUUCAUGUCGGUGGUGAUUAAGGAGAUGGAGAAGAAGCUGAGCUCUUGAUUGAAUCCUGUACCUAGUUCAAUUCUAGUUCGAUGUGGCGGAUGGGGUGUUCUUGCUAGCCGAGUGUCAAAAUUUGACUGAGAAUUUCGGAAUGUGGACUGAUUAGUGGGGUUUGUGUGUUGCGUGGCGCUAAAUUGGUCGAGCAGUUGGUGGUUUCGGCGUUUUUGAGGUUCAGAGAGAGAGAGAGAGAGGCCUGGUGUUUGGUUAGAUUAGAAGCGGAAUGUGAGCUUGAUGGUGAUGGCGACUGAAGCAAGGCUUACGUGCAGAUUGCACACGGACUCGCCCUUAGUGCACCAUAUCGUGCCUCCGUAUGAGCAUCCCGAAUUUAUAUGCGAUCUGUGCUUUAAGAUUGGGGAAGGACCAACUUAUCAUUGCAAGACGUGCAAGUAUGAUCUUCAUCCCGUGUGUUGUACCUUGCAGCCCACGCUGCGGAGCUGCCUGCAUCCGGAGCACCCCCUGACGCUCAUGCCGAAGAACCACCAUGCUAGUUCUAGAAAGAAAUGCGACGGGUGUAGGAAUGCAUUGGCGGAUGGGGAGUGGAGCUACCGGUGUGAGAGUUGCAACUUCGAUGUGCACGCUUUGUGCGCGAAGCUGCGGGAGAAGAUUGUAACCUCGUUUCAUCACUACCCUCUCAAGUUGCUGAAGAAGUCGCCAUAUCCGGCGCGGCAUUUGCAGUGUGAUCUCUGCGGCGAAAGAAUGCCCACGCAAGGGUGCGUAUACCAUUGCACGAAUUGCAAAUUUGAUUUGCAUCCGGCUUGUGCUUUGAUGCCUCGCGACCCACUAUGCUCCGCGCAUCCGCACCGGCUCAGGACGCGGUGGUACCGAACUUACCAAGGGAAGAGUUACGUCUGCGACGUGUGUCUCGAGUUUGGCGGAGAACUCGGCUUCCAUUGCGAGAAGUGCAACUUCAACAUCCACCCCAAGUGCCUCAACAAUUUUUUUGGUCCAGACUCCUCAGAUAUUGCGGAGGGAGAAACCUCAGGAUCUGUACAUGACUGUACAAGUGCUCCGAAGUACAAAAAUACCGCUUACGGGGUGCACAUAAUUCGCAAAGAUGUGGACAUAAAACGCGACUCUGCGUAAGCUGAUUCUAAUCCGUAGCAGGUUUCGAAGCGUGAUUUGAGCCAGAGAGUUAACCCUUCCAGACUGAGCACGCUCUUGUCAGGGUCACGGUAGUGAAGUGGAGGACGCACGAUCCUUUUCCGCACUCCUCGAUGACCCUAGAUAUGGCAAACGAUUCUCGCGUGGCACAACGGAGACUGCGAGCCAGGCCCUCCGAAAGAAGGAUCCUUCCAACGGCUUAGUUUAGUUCAUGGCAAUGAAGCUCCCCAUAGGUCUGUCCCAGUGCACAUAUUACACCCUUGAUGUACAGAAACACAGUGGGUUGAUUGCUCGCUGCAAGAGUUCUUGCAUUGACAUUAACACUGAUAAUUUUGGGUUACUGAUCGACGAGCCCCUUAAACACGAGAGACAACAUUGGCGACGAUGCAGAAUCAGGUCUCGUUAUUCCAUUGUAGCGAGAGAGAGUGCGAGUGAGAGAGAUAGCGAGAGCAAGCGAGAGAUGUAAGAAUUAGUGAAUCAACUUAGACACGUAGUGAUGAGGAAGGACAACGCCCUCAUCACCGAUCUUAUUGUGAUACAAGAAUGGUCGGUGUGCGUCGCUUGAGGCCCAACGCACACCAAGGCAAGAUCUUCCACAGCCCUGUAACUUACUCCAUAGCUUUUCUUCUUCUUCUUCUUCUUCUUCUUCAUCUGGGUACAGUGCGAGAGAGGAGCUGCAACAUUUGGAUGCCAUUGACAGAGUCACUUCACAUGGUGGCAACUUCUUGGCAUUCGGAGACCUCUACUCUCUUUCCUUGACUCUUUCAUUGUGAAUAUUGUCUUUCGGUUCAAAUCCGACAGUUUGAGAGAUCUUUUGGAGUGUUGUUCCAUGUAAAGUGGGCUGGGCAUGUCUCAACCAUGGCAUAUUUUAGGUGUUAAAUAAUUCCUCUUUACGUAUUAAAAUUCUUUUUCUUUUACAA
Messenger RNA from Physcomitrium patens, 2699 nucleotides. Its product is annotated as protein VACUOLELESS GAMETOPHYTES. NCBI's taxonomy places the organism in Eukaryota, Viridiplantae, Streptophyta, Bryopsida, Funariales, Funariaceae. The record is from RefSeq and is a predicted model, not a curated record.